Propithecus coquereli (Coquerel's sifaka) is the source of this 1059-nucleotide messenger RNA. RefSeq names its product fructose-1,6-bisphosphatase 1-like. NCBI's taxonomy places the organism in Eukaryota, Metazoa, Chordata, Mammalia, Primates, Indriidae. Gene Ontology annotation, biological process: fructose 6-phosphate metabolic process; gluconeogenesis; sucrose biosynthetic process. Gene Ontology annotation, cellular component: cytosol; cytoplasm. The record is from RefSeq and is a predicted model, not a curated record. Bases 1 to 846 code for a protein of 281 amino acids. Gene Ontology annotation, molecular function: fructose 1,6-bisphosphate 1-phosphatase activity. The transcript has 7 exons.
AUGGAGCUGGGCACUGGGUGUCGCCCGCUGGAUGUCCUCUCCAAUGACAAGGUCGUGAACAUGUUAAACUCUUCCUUUGCCACCUGUGUUCUUGUGUCGGAAGAAGAUAAACACGCCACAAUAGUAGAGCCUGAGAAAAGGGGUAAAUAUGUGGUUUGUUUUGAUCCCCUGGAUAGAUCUUCCAACAUUAAUUGCCUUGUGUCCAUUGGAACCAUUUUUGGCAUCUAUAGAAAAAAAUCAACUGAUGAGCCUUCCGAGAAGGACGCUCUGCAGCCAGGCAGGAACCUGGUGGCGGCUGGCUAUGCCCUGUAUGGCAGUGCCACCAUGCUGGUGCUUGCCAUGGAGUGUGGUGUCAACUGCUUCAUGCUGGACCCGGCCAUCGGAGAGUUCAUUCUGGUGGACAGGGAUGUGAAGAUCAAAAAGAAAGGCAACAUCUACAGCCUUAACGAAGGCUACGCCAAGGACUUUGACCCUGCCAUCACGGAGUACGUCCAGAGGAAAAAGUUCCCCCCAGAUAACUCGGCCCCCUAUGGCGCGCGGUACGUGGGCUCCAUGGUGGCCGAUGUUCACCGCACUCUGGUCUAUGGCGGGAUCUUUCUGUACCCCGCUAACAAGAAGAGACCCAAUGGAAAGCUGAGACUCCUGUAUGAAUGCAACCCCAUGGCCUUCCUCAUGGAGAAGGCGGGGAGCGAGGGGGCGGGGAAGGCGGGAUUGGCUACCAUGGGGAAGGAGGCUGUACUGGACAUCGUUCCCACUGACAUCCACCAGAGUGCGCCGGUCAUCCUGGGAUCUCCUGAGGACAUGAGGGAGUUCCUGGAGAUUUACAAGAAGCACUCUGCCAAGUGAGGGGCGGGCCUCGCCCACUCCCAGCAGGAUUGCCUUUCAUCUGGACCUUUCAUCUCACAGGGCGCUCCCUGGUGCGGCUGUGCCUCCUGCAUUGGUAGACAGCAGACAUAAAAAGUGUGGCUACUUUCAUCAUCAAAUGCUGUGUAAUGCCUGGCGCUACCUAAGCAAAAUGUUAUCUCGAUGAUGUCAGUGGUGGGCGAGAUGUAUGUUGAG